AUGUUGGUGGAGGAGGGCAGCACGUGUCCAUGGGUCCCAGUUGGCUCGCUCACUGGGCCGCCGGCUUAUUGGCUCACUUCCUGCACUGUGCACCUGGUAGCCAGUGUGCGUCCGCCUGUGCUAGCAGACACGCGUCCAUCACAGUGUGCCCCAGCCUAUGAUGGUGUCUUCUGCAAUGCGCUCAAAUCAGCCAUCAGUCAAAUGGACAUCAUGAGGAAGACUUCGGAACAACUACGACACCUGAUGCAUAAUGAACUUGUGGAGGUCUUGCUGGAGGCCCGACUGCAAAGUAUUCCUGUCAUACAAAUGACUGCUGCUGACUUCGACUCAUUGAAGGCCAACGAGAGUCUGUCUCAGCUGUACACGCACACUUUAGCCUUAAAAGUGCAUGUGGACUGGCUUAAGGUAGCCACAGAAAACGUCAGCUUGCCCUCCGAAGCUGCGAGAGACGCCAGCGUUCGCCUGCUGAGGCUGGCAAACCUUGUCAGUAUGUCUCUGACCCAGAUGAACACUGUUGUGCCUUCUCCUCCUCCACCGCCAGUACUUCCUGUGGUCUACUCGGCUUUUGACGAUCUCCGAUACUCUGUGGAGAUAUCUCGCUGCUUGGAUGUGUUCUGUCACUGGGCCAAACGGCUCAUGCGCUAUAUACGCAGGAUGGCAUCUUGUCCUGGAAGAUGA
Nerophis lumbriciformis (worm pipefish) is the source of this 678-nucleotide messenger RNA. The record is from RefSeq and is a predicted model, not a curated record. NCBI's taxonomy places the organism in Eukaryota, Metazoa, Chordata, Actinopteri, Syngnathiformes, Syngnathidae.